CUCUCUCUAGUGAGACUGGUUGAGGUAAGAGAGAGAAAUAUACAGACAAUGUUUUGGUUCUUAUGUUCUGGAAAAUCAAACAAAAAUCCGAACAAGGACAAGCAUUCUCAGAAGCCAGAGGAUCAGAUCUCAUCAGCUUCAGAAAAAUCGAAAGUUAACUCAGUCGACGGAAAAAAGGAAAGCUCUAGGGAUGGAGGGUCUGAUCACAUUGCUGCACAUACAUUUACAUUUCGUGAAUUGGCAGCGGCAACAAAGAAUUUUAGAGCCGAUUGUCUUUUGGGUGAAGGAGGUUUUGGUCGAGUCUACAAAGGGCGCUUGGAGAGUACUAGUCAGGUUGUUGCUAUCAAGCAGCUUGACCGUAAUGGUUUGCAAGGGAACAGGGAAUUCCUUGUUGAAGUGUUAAUGUUGAGCUUACUUCACCAUCCUAAUCUUGUGAACCUAAUUGGCUAUUGUGCUGAUGGAGACCAGAGACUUUUGGUUUAUGAAUACAUGCCUCUGGGAUCUUUGGAAGAUCAUCUACAUGAUCUACCGCCCGAUAAGAAAAGACUUGACUGGACCACAAGGAUGAAAAUAGCUGCUGGUGCCGCAAAGGGCUUGGAGAACUUGCAUGAUAAAGCGAACCCCCCUGUAAUAUAUCGUGAUUUGAAAUGCUCUAACAUUUUGCUCGGUGAAGGCUAUUAUCCAAAGCUAUCUGAUUUUGGCCUGGCAAAGUUGGGUCCUGUUGGAGACAAAACCCAUGUGUCCACCAGGGUGAUGGGGACCUAUGGAUACUGUGCACCUGAAUAUGCAAUGACGGGUCAGCUCACGUUAAAAUCCGAUGUAUAUAGCUUUGGGGUUGUUCUUCUUGAAAUCAUUACUGGACGAAAAGCAAUUGACAAUUCAAGGUCUGCUGGGGAACACAAUUUGGUUGCAUGGGCACGGCCUCUGUUUAAAGAUCGAAGAAAAUUUUCGCAGAUGGCAGAUCCACUGCUCCAAGGCCAAUAUCCAGUGAGGGGCUUAUACCAGGCUCUUGCUGUUGCUGCGAUGUGUGUUCAGGAACAACCAACUAUGCGACCUCUCAUAGCCGAUGUAGUCACAGCCCUAAGUUAUCUUGCUAACCAAAAAUAUGAGCCUGAAACAGCUUCAGUACAGGGCUUUCACACCAGCUCAUCCACUCCUAGAUCUAGAAGGGAAUUUUGAAUUUGGUAAGGCUGGAGAUCAAGCCAAAAGAUAAAUUGCCAACAUUUCCACUUCCACCUUAUCUGCAGCUAGUGAUUACACUCUUGUCACCAAGCAUAUUGCUUUGGGAUGUUGCUUCUGAAUAGGUUUUAGUAUCAAGAGGUGUUCAUUUGAGCUUGGUGGUACACGAUUAUUGGCUGCAUCUGCGAGAGUGCCCGUUCAUCAAACUUCCAGUUCGGUAGCAUGUGCGGUGGCUCACUCCCGGUGUGUUGUAAAAGAAAUAUAUAAUAUAUUACUUUUCCUCUUUGUAUUCUUUAUUUUUCUCGUCUCGCGAUUUCACUUUUAUUACUCUCCCUCUUUGUCAUUCUACAAGAUUCUUUUAUAUACAAUUGCGCGAGCAAUGGAGUUUUUGUAUCUAUAUAGAAACUGGGCUUCCCCAACAGAAGAGUGUCCAUUU
This is a messenger RNA of Morus notabilis, 1615 nucleotides long. Its product is annotated as probable serine/threonine-protein kinase PBL7. Gene Ontology annotation, molecular function: ATP binding; protein kinase activity. The coding region runs from base 49 to 1179 and encodes 376 amino acids. The transcript is spliced from 5 exons. Gene Ontology annotation, biological process: protein phosphorylation. NCBI's taxonomy places the organism in Eukaryota, Viridiplantae, Streptophyta, Magnoliopsida, Rosales, Moraceae. The record is from RefSeq and is a predicted model, not a curated record.